Messenger RNA from Didymella exigua CBS 183.55, 315 nucleotides. RefSeq lists its product as uncharacterized. The record is from RefSeq and is a predicted model, not a curated record. Bases 1 to 315 code for a protein of 104 amino acids. NCBI's taxonomy places the organism in Eukaryota, Fungi, Ascomycota, Dothideomycetes, Pleosporales, Didymellaceae. The transcript is spliced from 2 exons.
AUGCUGCCAACCACAGCCUUCCUCACAUUCACCGUGCUGAUGGCCAGCGCCCUCGCGGGCCCCAAUACAGGACCCGCGGCUGGUGUCGACGGCUCGCUCGCCCUUCGCGACGCAGAGCCGCUCCCCGACAAUGCCGUUGCGCAGGCUGCGUGCAAAUGCCGCAAGGGCACCAAACAGGGCCAGUACUGCGGAUACUGCUAUGAGGUUCUGUCGCCGUGGGUGGCGGACAAUGUGUAUGAGUGUAAUAAGGAGGGCGGGUGCUACGAUUAUAAAUAUAGGAAAUCGUGUGCUAAGCGGGAGGGACCGUGUGGCUGA